Molecule: messenger RNA, 954 nt
Organism: Aureobasidium namibiae CBS 147.97
Lineage: Eukaryota; Fungi; Ascomycota; Dothideomycetes; Dothideales; Saccotheciaceae
Exons: 2
Coding region: 1-954 (317 amino acids)
Source: RefSeq, a predicted model, not a curated record
AUGGUCUCUUCCAAAGUUCUCUUCAUCGCUCUCGCCAGCGUGCUUACCUCUGCUGCUGCUGCACCAGCUGAGAAGAGAGGCGGUUCCUCCAACGGAUACAAUGGUGAUCUGGCCGACAACUUCAAGUCCUUCUUCCAGAACUUUGGUGGCUGGUCAUCUGAUGGUAACUACAAGGGCGAUCUCGCCAAGGACCUCUCCAACUUUGCAAGUGGCUUCGGAGGCAAGCUCUCCGACAAGGAUGCUCAAUAUUGGGCCGACACCCUGAACAGCAAGAAGAACAGUGGUGAGUUCAAUGGCUGGGGAGGCAAUGGCAAUGGCAACGGCAAUGGCGGACAAGGUGGCUGGGGCUCUGGUUCCGGCGGCCACGGAAACGGUAACUGGGGAUCUGGCAGCGGCAAUUCCGGUCACGGCAAUGGCUGGAAGAGAAGUCUCAUUGCAAGAGGAUCCCAGGGCGGCUCUGGCGACAAGUCGAAGAACGGAGGUGAUUCGAAGGGUCAAGGUUGGGACAAUGACCAAGGCUCCAAGAACAACGGAGGCUCCAAGGGAUCUGGACAGGGAAGUGACUCUGGUAAGAACAGUGGCUCUUGGGGCAGCGGCAGCUCUGGUAAAAGUGGCGAUUCUGGAAAGGGCGGAGACUCUGGAAAAGGUGGCUCAGGCUCCUCUGACAGUGGUUGGAGCUCUGGAGAGAACUCCAACAAGGGUACUGACAACUGGGGCUCUUCAGACAAGCGUGACAAGGGAUCUUCUGGCGGUAGUUGGAGCUCUGGAGGCGACAAGGGCUCCUCCGGUAGUAGCUGGGGAUCCGACAAGGGAUCCUCUGGAUCCUCUGGCAAUGGCUGGAGCUCUGGAGACAAGGGCAGCAAGGGAUCUGGAGGAUCUGACAAGGGAGGCUCGAACCAUGGCGGUGACAGUGGAAAGAGUGGAUCUGGCGACGACAAGGGCAGUGGAUGGUGA